AUGAGGCCGCUGCCGAGGGGUAUCUACACUCCACUCCCUUGCUUCUUCAAGCAGAACGAGGAUCUAGAUCUUGAAAGCUUUGUGAACCACCUCAAAUUCAUAGCACAGGCGGGCACAAUACCAGUCAUCUCGGGCAGUGCAGGCGAGGCGGUGCAUUUGGAUCGUGAAGAGAGAAUCGAAUUGAUCAGGACUGCAAGAGAAACCCUUGAUCGCAUCGGGUGUUCAGAUGUUCCCAUCGUUGCCGGCGUUGGGGGCGCUAGUACCCGCGAAUCGAUUUCGCUCGCUCGCGAUGCCGCUGAAGCGGGCGCUGACUACGGUAUGGUGAUCCCGCCAGGAUACUAUGCAGGAGCUUUAAUCGCCAAUCGGGACUCGAUCAAAAGUUUCUUUGUUGAUAUUGCAGAGGCAUCGGAAUUACCAAUCAUCAUCUACAACUUUCCUGCUGUUUCAGGCGGGGUCGACAUGGAUAGCGACCUCGUUGUAGACAUCAUCAAAGGAUCACCAAACAUAUGCGGCAUCAAGCUUACCUGCGCAAACGUGGGGAAACUUACGCGCAUCUUGGCAGAGGCGAAUAGCCCGGACUUCAAAGCAAAGUAUCCCAGGCGAACGAAGGACCUUGAAUUCACUGCCAUAGACGGCUUCAUCGACUUCCUUCUGCCGUCAGUGGCGGUCGGCGCUGGGGGCGCCAUCAGCGGGUUGCCCAAUUUUGCUCCCAAAGCUUGCGUGAAGCUCUGGGACCUUUGCCAAUCUCACGACACAGCCAAAGAAGCGCUGGAGCUACAACAGCUGAUCUCGUUGGCCGACCGCGUGCAGCUCAAGAUGGGUAUACACGGAGUGAAGAAACUACUGAGCAGGAAAUUCGGGUACAGCGCUGUGUCCCGCCGUCCACUGCCCUCAAUGUCCGAUGACCUUGCCGACAGGGCUUUCAGCUUCUUCAUAGGCCCCACCGGAGCAGCCGAUAUUCACCUCCUCAACCGCGAGCAAUAUGAUGACCAUGAUGUUGCUCGCCCUAGAUUGAGCGGUCUUCAAUAUAGACGUUUGAAACAGGAUGCUUCGCAAAACCACCCUGUCAUAUUUGGCAUCACAGACCAGAAGCUCUUAGCAAAUGCCGAGCCCAAGGUCGAAAGCUCCGUCAUCGAUGGUGCUUGGGCAGAACUCUGGAGCAUCGUUGAUCCCCAGACAGCAUGGCGCCUUAUACAGCUCUAUGGCCGCUUUGUGGAUCCAUGCUUUCCCAUCGUCGCCAUUCAGCAACUUCCAUCAGGUCCCGGAGAACUCAGCAAUAUAUCUUUGGGACUACUGGCGGCCUUAUGCGCAUCAGCCCUGCCAUUCAUUAUGCACGAUGAAAGCCUGUAUGGCCUACUCCUACAUCCACCUUCAAGCCAGCAGUUAUAUCGUCUAUGUUGGCUGGAUAUCUCCCAGCAGUUCCAUGCUCCUUCUCUGGCAACAUUACAGGCCUGUCUCUUAUUUCAACAGAGACUCCCCACAAACCCUUAUCUCUCAGAUACCGCUUUCUCUUGGUCUCUUGUUUCCAGUGCAGUCGCAGUAGCACAAACCAUUGGACUACAUCAAGACCCUUCUUUUUGGGAGUCUGUGCCACCUUGGGAACGCAGGCUUCGGAAGCGAUUGUGGUGGGCUACGUGGACGAUGGAGAAGUGGUUUUCUCUGACAAGAGGCAUGCCUAGCCACAUCCAUCUAGACGACUUUGACGUCCCAGACCUUAGGCCGGAAGAUGUCGACGACUCCAUUUCUACAUCCACACACAGCAGAACACACCUGUGCGAGCUAGUGCAGAUGACGUGCAUCAUGUCAGAUAUCCAACAGACGUACUACACAACUCGCGGCAUCGGGAGAACAGCGCAUGACUUGCCACUCUCUUUAGACUUGGCUCGUUCUUCUCGUGCAAGGCUGAAGGAAUGGCGUGAUAAUCUGUCCUCGGGAUACCGAACACUCAUAGGAAAACAUCAGGUAUCGGCAGCUCAUGAUGCUGGAACACCAACUCAAAACGGCGAAGACGAGAUGUAUGGUAUCGGUGCAGUUUAUCUGUGCUAUAUCAUUACCCACAUGACACUGUUCCGCGCUUUACUCAGGCCUCUUGAUCGCUGGCCUGCCAUUGCGCUACAAUCUCCUAAUGAGGCCGAAGGACUGUUUACCGCCGCAAAAGCAGUAAUCAAAGGCUCAAUUCUUUGCGUCAAAGAGUUUGUAGAGAUGCUGGAAAACAUACACGGCUCUCAGUGGAAUGGGUUCUGGCACAGCUGGAGUCGACAAAACUUCGCCAUUGGGGGUUCAUUUAUGGUGCACUUGUUGCACAUCACAUCAGCAUAUAAUGCCAUUCGUUUCAGCGUUGGAGAUGAGGGAGACCUUGGGUUUGAUGAUGAGGACAAAGAACUUCGAGGAUGGAUCACGAGGUGGAGAAGCGCGACUCGGGCAUCUGCUACAGGAGCCGCCGGCGCGAAGGGGCUGGCUAAUUUGGGGCUAUUGAGGGUCGAGACAAUGCUUGGAAGAUUGUUGGCUUCCGAGGCGAAUACUUUGUCUUAG
Colletotrichum gloeosporioides is the source of this 2532-nucleotide messenger RNA. Its product is annotated as putative 4-hydroxy-2-oxoglutarate aldolase. The record is from RefSeq and is a predicted model, not a curated record. NCBI's taxonomy places the organism in Eukaryota, Fungi, Ascomycota, Sordariomycetes, Glomerellales, Glomerellaceae. Gene Ontology annotation, molecular function: DNA binding; zinc ion binding; 4-hydroxy-tetrahydrodipicolinate synthase activity. Bases 1 to 2532 code for a protein of 843 amino acids. Gene Ontology annotation, biological process: DNA-templated transcription. The transcript has 8 exons.